Molecule: messenger RNA, 265 nt
Organism: Symbiodinium necroappetens
Lineage: Eukaryota; Dinophyceae; Suessiales; Symbiodiniaceae
Source: the annotation of a GenBank genome assembly
AUGGUGUCUUGCCUGGUCGUUCGCUUUGCAAAGGGCGAGUUCUACGAGUACCAGGAGCCGACUAUCGGCGCAGCAUUCAUGACCCAGACGGUGAAUCUGAAUGCAGAGGUCGUGAAGUUUGAGAUUUGGGACACUGCAGGGCAAGAGCGCUACAAGAGCUUGGCGCCCAUGUACUACAGGGGUGCUGCCGCUGCUGUCAUAGUCUUUGACAUCACCGCUAAGGAGUCGUUCGAAGCCGCCAAGGGCUGGGUGCAGGAGCUACAGA